Trichoderma gamsii is the source of this 948-nucleotide messenger RNA. RefSeq names its product adenine-3A. Gene Ontology annotation, biological process: 'de novo' IMP biosynthetic process. NCBI's taxonomy places the organism in Eukaryota, Fungi, Ascomycota, Sordariomycetes, Hypocreales, Hypocreaceae. The transcript is spliced from 9 exons. Bases 1 to 948 code for a protein of 315 amino acids. Gene Ontology annotation, cellular component: cytoplasm. Gene Ontology annotation, molecular function: phosphoribosylaminoimidazolesuccinocarboxamide synthase activity. The record is from RefSeq and is a predicted model, not a curated record.
AUGUCCUCCCCCCAAGCAAUCACCUCCAUCUCCCUCCAAUCCCUCCCCAAGCUCUCCCAGGGCAAAGUCCGCGACCUCUUCGACCUCGACGCCAGCACCCUCCUCUUCACGGCCACCGACCGCAUCUCAGCCUACGACGUCGUCCUCGCCAAUGGCGUGCCCCAAAAGGGCCUCCUCCUCACCCAGAUCUCGGCCCAUUGGUUCUCCGUGCUCGAGCAGAAGGUGCCCGGCCUGAAACACCACCUGCUAUCCCUGUCGGCCCCGGCCUCAGCUCCGUUGACGCCUGAGGAACGCAGCCUGCUGCGCGGACGAACCAUGACCUGCCGCAAGCUCAAGGUGUUCCCCAUUGAAGCUAUUGUGAGAGGCUACAUCACCGGCAGCGCAUGGAGCGAGUACGUCGCCCACGGCACUGUCCAUGGCAUCCCUCAGCCGGCUGGGCUAGAGAAAUGUGGCGCGUUCCCGAACGGGCCUAUCUACACUCCUUCUACCAAGGCCCCCGCUGGAGAGAAGGAUGAGAACAUCUCCCCUGAGCAGGCCGUCAAGAUUGUCGGCGAGAAGUACGCCGCUCGAAUCGCAGAGCUGAGUCUCUCGGUGUACAGCGCCGCCGCCGCUUACGCCCGUGAACGCGGCAUCAUUGUGGCUGAUACCAAGUUCGAGUUCGCCCUGGACGAGGCAACCGAUGAAGUUGUUCUGGUCGAUGAAGUCCUGACCCCUGACAGCUCAAGGUUCUGGAAUGCCGCCGAGUGGAAAGCCGGCGUCGAAGCCCCAUCGUACGACAAGCAGUAUGUUCGGGACUAUCUCACAAGCAAUGGCCUCAAGGGCAAGCCGGAUGUCGAGCUUCCCGAAGCCGUCGUCAAAGAGACUGCGGCCAAGUACCAGGACGUGUUCGAGAAGCUAACGGGCAAGACGUUGGACCAAGCUCUGGCCGCUUUGGACAACGAGUCAUGA